This is a messenger RNA of Zingiber officinale, 3610 nucleotides long. RefSeq lists its product as uncharacterized. NCBI's taxonomy places the organism in Eukaryota, Viridiplantae, Streptophyta, Magnoliopsida, Zingiberales, Zingiberaceae. The transcript is spliced from 15 exons. Bases 67 to 3399 code for a protein of 1110 amino acids. The record is from RefSeq and is a predicted model, not a curated record.
CCUCCUUUUUUCUCCCCCAGUUCCGAGAGAAUUUCCAGUCCUCAACCCUAACCUAACCUUCCCCCUAUGGAUUCGAAGGAAGAGAGAGAGAGGGAGCUUCCCAGUGCCGGUGAGCUCGACGAGGAGACAAUCGCGCGAAAGAAGUCUCGCCGGGUGAGCUUCGCCGAUAUCACAGCCGUCCAUGUCUUCGAUAGAGACGAGGACUACGAAACCCCUCCAGAAUCGACACAGGGAUCCUCCAAAGGUGGAGCAGACAAGGAGACAGCAGGCCUCUCUGACAGGGGUGAUUCGAGUGGGUCCCUGCACGUGGAGGACGGAGAACAAAAUGGCGAUGACGACGAGGAAGAGGAGGGAGAUCAAGAGCUGUUUGUGAGGGACAUGGAUUCUUCAUCGCCUGGAAGUGCCGUUGGGUCCAUGACCUCUAAUGAUGAUGAUAACUUUUUUGGGCCUGUAUCAACAAGUUUUAUUAGAUCAGUGAGUCUAUCUGAGACUGAAAUGUCAGACGGCAACAAUCAUGAUAUUACCUUGGAUUCAACUGCAUUUUCUCUGCAUUUUCGUAAUAUUGCUCCAGCUGAUGAUGGUACUACAAACUCAGUAGGAAGUGCAAGGACACCCACUAAUGCUGCAGUAUCUGAUGGUACUGACAGCAUCAUUGUUCCUAAGAAGCCCUUUGUUUACAGCAAGCUUUCUCCUGCAGAUUUAGGUGGAAAUGCUGAUGACUCGAGUAUCAUGAGUUUGAUUGAAGAAAAAUCAAGAAAAUAUGACUAUGGAAAAUUAUCACCAACUUUAGAAAAGCUUCUUAAUGAAGUAGACAGAAGUAUGCAGCCCAAUUCUCCAGAUGCUGCAAACAUUGGUUAUCAUUCCAAGGGGAUUGUCAAAGCAAAACAAUCAGGAAAACAUGAAACACAUACAAGUAGACUAGCUGUUAUCAACACUAAUGGUGAAUUUCCUUUUGACUCACAUCUCUCGGAAAGCUUUGUAGAGGAUUCUAGAAAAUGUAUUAUUUAUCAAGAUUCUCCAAACAAAGGUCUUCUGUUGGAGACACCUAUUAUUAAAAAUGCUGAGGGUGCAAUUGCAGCCAUUGGAAAGGACAACCGUGACGAUCCUUAUACAGCAACAGUGUCUGACCUACUCGUCACUGCUCAGAAAACUGGCCUUCUUUCGCCUCUGAAUAUAGAGUCCCGAACCGAGACAUCUUUGCAGUUGGAUCAGCUUAGUGGAAACAAAUAUCCUUCAGUUAAAAAUCCUCGCUCUGUGGUUCCCACAUCUGUUGUAGAAGGUGAUCAUGAUAAAAAUGUGGUAUACGAAGCUGGAGUUUCUACUCCUGAAACUGCUCAUAAAUUAAUUCAAGCUCCAUUUCCAGGAUCCGUCUCCUCUGUACGUGCUAAGAGACAGCAGCUUUUCCUUGAUGCUUCUGUUACUUUGAAAAGUACGCCAAUUAAUAGCAGAGCAAAAGAGCAAGCCCUUUCCUCUUUGAAUUUGGAACUCACACGGCAUGGUGAGAGGAUUUCAGCUAUUAAGAAUCACAUGUCAAAGUUAAAAAUUACUCAAACACCAGAUCUUAAUAAUCCAAAAUCACCUAUGCUUCAUGUGCCCCUUGAUCUUCAUGAUAAACUGGAAUACGAGGCUAAUAUUCCAAAUUCAAAUUUCAUGGAUAGCUCUGUUAACACAUUCCAAGAAAAUAUUCUUUCUGUUGUAAAGAAUCAAGGACAGACACAAAUUGUAGAGACAGAAGAUUUAAGGCAUGCAUGCCCAGAUAUUGUUACUGAAUCAGCACAAACUGAGGCAGAAACUGGCAUGAUGCCAAGUCCACUUAUGCCUAUUAAUUUGGCCCAAAGUCUCUUUGACCCCAAAACACAUGCUUUGCAAAGUGAGCAAAUUGUUGAUGUUAAAGCAAGUAGGUCUCCUAAUUUAUGUGAGGUGGAUGACCUAGAUCACUGUUUUGUUCAAGAACAAGUAGUUAUGAUGGAAAAUGAUUUAAUUGGAAAGAAAAGAAGACUUGAAUGUAGCCUUGUCACAAGUGAAACGCACAUCAACAAAAUUAGCAGAUUGGAAAAGAGUCCCGAGUCCUCAAAUGAAUUAGUGACUAACAAGCCUGCAACUCAUCAAGGUCAUCAUUCAAAACUUAUGAACACAUGUCUGCUUAACCUUUGUCAGUCAACAAAGCACUGGUCUGAUUUACUUUCUAAUUUUUAUGAGGGAUCAAAAGUUGCAUUUUCACCUUCUGUUCAUAAGCUUUCUGGGCAAGAGCUCAAUAUGUUGGAGGAUCUUCUAGAUGAGGUGCAAAUGGCUAGAAAAUACCUGAGGAUAUCUACUUCUUUGAGGAAUACUAAUGGUUUGGGUGAUUUGCACAAACAAAGAGUAAAUGAAGCACUAGGUUUACAGGACAAGUAUUUACUUGAGCAGUCCAAACUGCAGAUAAAACAUGCUAAGUUGGACCAACUGCAUAAUAGAACUCAGGCAACUAAAUCAGGACUUUGUGAUUGUCGAGAUCUUAAAGCAGCAUUCUCACAGCUCUGUCUUCAGCAUACAAGAGCAGUGCAAAGCUCAGAUACAUUUAUUUAUAGUUAUCAAAAUCAGGAGGAACAUAAAAAUGUGGCAUCAAUGAGACUACACCAAAAAAUGCUAGAAGAUAAGGUGGAUCACUUGUUGAAAUCACUUGCGGUUUGUUGUAGGGUGAAAGGAAAUAUGAAUAUCGCUGAGAUUAUUAAAGUCGCCAAUGAACGUUUAGAAAGCAACUGUCGUGUUAAUAUCAUACACCAAAGAUUACGGGUUUGGGAAUUGAGCAAUAUAGUGAAAAAGGAUAAUGAAUGUGAUAUCAUACUCAACUAUUGCAAUUUACUCUUCCAAAGUUUUACACCAAAUCUUAGACAAGUUUCAAGCACAGUUGUUACUAACUCAUUGAAUGAAGUAAACAUUGCAAAGACUUUCCAAAACAUGAAUGCUUAUGUAGCUUUUGACUUUGUUUUUGAUAACAAAGAUGGUGAAAGAAUAACCAGUUUGAACUGCUACCAGCAAAAGGAAAUGGAAACUAGUUUGCUUCUCGGAACCCUACUAGAUGUUCUUGAUGAGGUAAAAGUGGCAAGGUUGGAGAUUUUAAAUCUGACAUCCUCAACUUUUGAUAAGUCACCACGUGGUCAACUUGAGCUUCAAUUAUGCUUUAUCAAUUUCAAGCAUGGUCGGAUGCUGAUACUAAGUAUUGACUUAUCUGAUUUAAAACGUGCAGUCUAUCCUUCCGAGCCAUCUGAACUCAGGUACAAGAUAUGUGAAACACAAACAAUACCUUCACCUCUCAAGGAUACAAUAAUGGACACGCUGAAGAAUAUGCAAGGUGGACAUCCAUCUAUCCUAAGACUUUGCCGCUCAAUUUCACAAUUGGUUCAGGAUUCAACUAGUUGAGAGGAGAUUUCAUUUUCUUUGUCCGAAAUCAUGCUGCACUCAAAUCUCUAUCGGGGGCAGUUUGGAAAAUAAUGAUGUGGAAAUAGCUGUUGUAAAUAUGGCUCACGAUGGGUAAUGUAUGAAUCAAUUUGCUCUGUAUGAUAGUUGAGUACUGAAAUGUGUUUUGACAUGUUGAUUUUCUACAAUAUUUUUUGUUUGAGUGUUCUCUGCA